This is a messenger RNA of Syngnathus typhle (broad-nosed pipefish), 3365 nucleotides long. It is a transcript of the gene csgalnact1a, whose product is annotated as chondroitin sulfate N-acetylgalactosaminyltransferase 1a. Gene Ontology annotation, molecular function: glucuronosyl-N-acetylgalactosaminyl-proteoglycan 4-beta-N-acetylgalactosaminyltransferase activity. Gene Ontology annotation, cellular component: Golgi cisterna membrane. The transcript has 8 exons. The coding region runs from base 516 to 2201 and encodes 561 amino acids. The record is from RefSeq and is a predicted model, not a curated record. Lineage: Eukaryota; Metazoa; Chordata; Actinopteri; Syngnathiformes; Syngnathidae.
ACGCUCGUUUCCACCCGCUCAGCUGCCGGCAGUUAGUGUCCGCACAGGACCGGCGGAGGGGAACCAGGAUUUAAGCGCUACACCCCGAUGAGACGCCACCUCUAACUGGACUACAGUGGACCAAUCACCGCCGGGAAGAGAGCGUCGAGACAGCACUGGACGGCGGGUUAGCGAUUGAAAGGAUCUCCAGACGUCUUCCUUGAAUCAUCUCCGCGCAGGAAAAGGGCAGCGCUUAUGAGUCACCUCGCGUGAUGGAUGAUGUAACGGCGUCUGGGUCUUCUAGCAGACCAUGACGCUAAACGGACUAACAGAGUGGGAAAAAAGGCUUUCUCACAAGCAACCGAGCCUUAUUUGUUGACUUUCCCGAGGAGCGAAGGCGAUGUCAAGCGUCCGUGCCAUGAAGUGACCUCACACAGAUAAGUGGCACGGCCAUGGAACUUAAUCGCAAAUGGACUCUUAUCAUCGUGCGUGAGGUCACGUGAUCUUUCCCAAUCCGAGUGAUUUUGACGCCAGCCAUGUUGCGGCGCAGGCUCCUAGCCUGGGUGUCGCGGGUUGGCGCCGUGUUGGUUCUUCUGUGUUGCUCCUUGACGCUCUUCUACGUGAUGACCUGCACCACGCUGCACCCGGACGACUCGCCGCCUAGUCGCGCUUUACCGCGCCCCAGCACCAAUCGGGUCGACCUGGGCGGUACGAGGCCCGGAGGUGCUGCCCAAAGCGGGGGACCGCCGGUGAUCCACUCCUACCAGGAGCUACUGCAAGAGCGUGAGGAGCAACACCGCCUGCACAUCUCCUCGCUGAAGAAACAGAUUGCUCAGCUUAAAGAGGCGUUGCAGGAACGCAGCCAACAGCUCAAAGGUGUGCAAGACACCCUGAAGAAGGCCGUCGCCGGGGGACCGGCCGAGGGGCGCAACUCGCAGCCCGGGGACCUCGGGGAAGCCCCGGGAGCCAAAAACCAGCAGGCGGACCUCCAGAACUUCUUAAGGAGCCAGAUCUCCAAAGCCGAAGUGACCGCCGGGGUUAGGCAACACAGCGAGUACACGGUGGUGCCCUUUGAGAGCUUCACCCUGCACCGAGUCUACCAGCUCGAAAUGGGUCUGACGCGACACCCCGAGGAGAAACCCGUGAGGAAGGACAAGCAGGACGAGCUGGGCGAAGUGCUGGAGUUCGCCCUGCACAACCUCAACGGCAAAAGUAGCAAAGUCUACUCGAAGUCGGACUUUAUAGAAGGCAUCACCCGCACAGAGAAGGACAAAGGCGCAGUGUACGAUCUGACUUUCCGCGGGGAAUCCAGUCGAGAAUUCCGCCGCCUGGUCCUUUUCCGGCCCUUUGGACCACUGAUGAAGGUGAAGAGCGAGCGGGUGGACACGGCCGACGUGCUCAUCAACAUUGUGAUGCCGCUGUCGCGACGUACCGAAAGGUUCAGGCAGUUCAUGCAUAACUUCAGGGAGGUCUGCGUGCGGCAGGACGGCCGCGUCCACCUCACGGUGGUCUAUUUUGGGAAGGAGCAGAUGAGCGAGGUCCGCCACAUCCUAGAGAACACGUCCAGGGAGGCCAACUUCAAAAACUACACUCUCCUGCAGCUGGACGAGGAGUUCUCCCGAGGUCGGGGUCUGGAUGUCGGGGCGCGGGCGUGGAGGGGCGGCGACGUGUUGCUCUUCUUCUGUGACGUAGAUAUCCACUUCACCGCCGACUUCCUCGGAUCUUGCCGACUCAAUGCCGAGUCUGGUAAGAAGGUCUUCUACCCAGUGUUAUUCAGCCAGUACAACCCCAAGCUGAUCUACGGGAGUCCCGAGCACAUCCCGGCAGUGGAGCAACAGCUGGUGCUGAAGAAAGACACGGGCUUCUGGAGAGAUUUCGGAUACGGCAUGACCUGCCAGUACCGUUCGGACUUCAUCGAUAUAGGUGGUUUUGACAUUGAUAUAAAGGGUUGGGGAGGAGAGGACGUGCACUUGUAUCGCAAGUACCUGCGCAGUAGUAUUCUGGUGGUGCGGGCUCCGUCACGCGGCCUCUUCCACUUUUGGCACGACAAGCACUGCGCAGACGAGUUGGCACCCGAUCAGUACCGGAUGUGCAUACAAUCCAAGGCCAUGAACGAGGCGUCGCACGGGCAGUUGGGGAUGCUUUUCUUCCAUAAAGACAUUGAGGCGCACCUACGCAAGCAGAACACGCAAAAUUAUCAACAGAACGCCAAAAUGACGUGAAGAUAGAGCAAAAAGGUUCAUUGCUGAAUUUUAAAUGGCAAACAAUCAAUUUGACAAAUGGGAGGAGAACAAUACAAAAUUGAAAUAUUACAUUUAAAAAUAGUACAGUCAAAAAAUGAGAUAAACAUGAAUUUCAGAAAUAGAGCAAUACAAACGAUGUUUGUUUAUUUCUUGGGAAGCAGCGACACGUACAGGAAGGAAAGCGAACAGCAGGUGCGUGGACCUAAGGACUAUUAUGCUGAUCUUUCAUUUUUUUAUAUUUAUACUUAACUUUAGAAUAAAAAAGUUGAGGUGGAAGUCUAUGACAAGAUGAUAUUCUUGAUUUUUUUUUUUUUUUUUUUACAUUAUUGUUACGAUGCUCCUUUUUACAGUUUACCAUUUAAGGACAAAACCUGCUGUAUUUGUUUUUUCCCCCCCGUGUCCUUUAUGAAAAUAUUGACGUUGACCAAAAGCAAGAGUUGCCCAAACUGAGGCUCAGGGAUCAAAACGGACUAAGUGUCUAUUUGGGUUUAUAAUGUUAAGGAUGCUAUUGAUCGUAUUGGUAUAAAUUCAUGUUGGUUGUUGGUUUGUAUGCAUUAUAUGAUGGUCCUACGUGAUGUAUUUUAAUAUUUGGUACUUGCGUUAAAGAUUCAAAUCUGGGUUUUUUGAGUUGAGAUGUUUGGGAAACUAUGACUUAAAGGAGAAUUCUGGUAUUUAAACAAAACAAAAACAUUUUCAGCACAUCCCAUGUGUCUUAACAUGUAAUCAAUUAUGCUGGCCUUAUGAAUACCAGAAUUAGCCUUUUUUUUAUGGUCAGAAUUUUUUUUAUUUCAAUUUAAUGUGGACUCUUAUGAAGAUUUUUUGUAUUUUCUUUAUAGAUAACAUGACAAUCAGCCUGUACAACCGGUUGUGUUUAUAACGGCUACAUGUAAUAAUUGACACGUCCUUUUGUCUUUGUUUAUGCACUUGUACUUUACUUUGAUGUUGUAUUUAUUCUUCCAUGCAUGAAGAUGGGCGUAAAUAAAUUACCCGCUCGUCAAGCUGCAAUUGCAGUGUUGGACCAAAGACGUGAACUGUUUUCAUGUUUUUUUAAAUCAUUGUUUUGGAAGUAUAAAUGACAAUUUCAAGGUGUUUUUCUGUGUACCUGGGAAUAACUGUAAUUUAAUAAAUACAGUUUAAAAAUAA